Molecule: messenger RNA, 854 nt
Organism: Phytophthora sojae
Lineage: Eukaryota; Oomycota; Peronosporomycetes; Peronosporales; Peronosporaceae
Exons: 2
Coding region: 1-756 (251 amino acids)
Source: RefSeq, a predicted model, not a curated record
AUGUGGGCGAAACAGGCAGGCAAGGCCAUCCGGUCGCUGGGGCAGACGAUCGACCGCGUCGGCGUCUCGCUGGAGGGCAAGCUCACCUACACGGAGCACCUGAACCCGUCCACGCGCGCCGUGAAGAACCUGGGACGCGCGCCCAAGUUCGAGGAGGGCGUUUUCGUGGCGCCCAACGCGUCGGUGAUCGGCGACGUCAAGGUGGGCAAGGGCAGCUCCAUCUGGUACAACGCUACCGUGCGCGGCGACGUCAACCACAUUACGAUCGGCGAGAACACAAACAUCCAGGACCAGGCCGUGGUGCACGUGGCCAAGAUCCACCAGGACAUCCCCACCAAGAUCGGCAACAACGUGACCGUGGGCCCCAACGCCAUCGUGCACGCCUGCACCAUCCAGGACCACUGCAUCAUCGGCACGGGCGCGCAGGUGCUGGACGGCGCCGUGGUGGGAGCCAAGUCCAUCGUCACCGCCGGCUCCAUCGUCACCAUGGGCAAGCAGGUGCCCUCGGGCCAGCUCUGGUCGGGCGUCCCCGCCCGCUACCUGCGCGACCUCACGGCCGAGGAGAUGCAGUUCAUGCAGCAGUGCUCAGCCGAGUACACGCAGCUGGCGGAGCAGCACGCUGAGGAGUGCGCCAAGAGCUUCGAGGAGUACGAGGCCGACACGGAGCGUUUCAAGAUCCUGCGGGACGUGGGCGAGACUGGCCUCCCGCAGAAGGACGAGACGCGCGAGGACACCGGCCUCUUCUUCCGCUACUAGACAGCUGCAUGCGUACUUGAAAGGGAGGGCGACGUUGAGUGCAGAAGUUAAGGUGGAGAAGAGCAAACACAAAGAAUGAAAUGGACAUUACGACGGAA